Apis laboriosa (Himalayan honeybee) is the source of this 2252-nucleotide messenger RNA. Its product is annotated as spliceosome-associated protein CWC27 homolog. The transcript is spliced from 7 exons. The record is from RefSeq and is a predicted model, not a curated record. Gene Ontology annotation, cellular component: catalytic step 2 spliceosome. Gene Ontology annotation, biological process: protein peptidyl-prolyl isomerization; protein folding. The coding region runs from base 112 to 1638 and encodes 508 amino acids. Gene Ontology annotation, molecular function: peptidyl-prolyl cis-trans isomerase activity. Lineage: Eukaryota; Metazoa; Arthropoda; Insecta; Hymenoptera; Apidae.
UGUACACUUAUACCUAUAUGUAUAUGAAAUAUAUUUAUACGAUUAAAAAUUUAUUAUAAAAUAUUUUUAUUAAGAAAGAAUUGUUUUCUUAAAUAAAUAAGAUUUACAAAUAUGAGUAAUAUUUAUAUACAAGAACCACCUACUACCGGUAAAGUAAUGAUGAAAACAACUGUUGGUGAUAUUGAUUUGGAAUUAUGGACAAAAGAGGCUCCAAAAGCAUGUAGAAAUUUUAUACAAUUAUGUAUGGAAAACUAUUAUGAUAAUACUAUAUUUCAUAGAAUUAUUAAAGGAUUUAUCGCACAAGGUGGUGAUCCAACAGGUACAGGAGAAGGUGGUGAAAGUAUAUAUGGGCAACCAUUUAAAGAUGAAUUUCAUACAAGAUUACGUUUUUGUCGACGAGGUUUAAUUGCUAUGGCUAAUGCUGGAAAAGAUGAUAAUGGUUCUCAGUUCUUUUUCACUCUUGGUUCUACACCAGAAUUACAAAAUAAACAUACAAUUUUUGGAAAAGUUACUGGAGAAACUAUAUAUAAUAUGCUGAAACUUGAAGAAGCACUUGUAGAUGAGGAUGAUAGACCAUUUUAUCCACCAAAAGUUAUAAAAACAGAUAUAUUGAACAAUCCAUUUUCUGAUAUUGUGCCAAGGAUAAUAACAAAAAAAAAUGAAGAAAUGAAGGAUAAUUCAAAAACUAAAACAUCAGGAGUAAAAAAUUUUAAUCUUUUAUCAUUUGGUGAAGAAGCAGAAGAAGAUGAAGAAGAAUCUGUGAUAUUAAAUAAAAAAUUUAGUAAUAAGGGCAAAUCAGCUCAUGAUCAUCUAACUGAUCCAAAAUUAAGUGCACAACCAGCUAUUGAACCAACUGGACCUCCAAAUAAAAAAAAAAAAGAAGAUCGUAGUAGUGAUUGGGAAAGUGAUGAGGAAAUGAAAACUCAAGAAGAAAUGGAAGUUAUAAAAAAAGAAAAAGAAGCAAUGAAAGAAAGAAUAAAAAGUAAAUUGAGAGAUACAAAAAAAGAAUCUAAAAAAAUAGAAAAUUUUAAAAUAGAUGAUGAUGAAGGUGAUAAGGAUAUAAAGGAUGAUGAAUAUUAUCUUGGAAAGGAUAGAGAUGAAGAACGUAAAAAAAAAGUAGAAGAAAUAAAAAAAGAAAUUCGGGAUUUAAAACGUGAUGUUAAAAAUGAAAAGAAAGCAAAAGAAGAAGAUAAAAAAAUGAAAGAAGUCCAAAAAGAAAAGAAAGAAAAAAAAGUAGAAAUUAUGAAAGAAUAUAUAGAUACUCAAGAAAAAUAUAAAGAAGCAAAGUUAAAAAUACCUAAGAAAGGAAAAAGCCGUGAAGACUUUACAAUGGAAUUAUUAAAUAAAUUUAAAUCUAAACUUCAAAAUGCUAAAGAAAGUGUAAGAGAAACAUCACCAAGUCCAAUAAAAAAAGAAAACAUUAAAGAUGAAGAUUUUGAUCCAACCGAUGAAUCUUGGAUGGUACAUGCAUUACAUUGUGAAGAAAAAAUACCUGUUCUUGCCAAAGAUGCGAGUACAAAAGAUGAUGAUUGGUUCGAAAUUUAUGAUCCUAGAAAUCCACUUAAUAAACGACGAAGAGGAGAAAAAUCAUCCAAGUCAAAAGAUAAUAAAAGUAAACGUAUUAUCUCUCGCAAGUAAUAUGUAUCAUAAAUAGUAUUAUAGAAAGAGAACAUUAUAUGUAAGUAUAGAAGAUAAUUCAAUAUAGAAUAUAAUAUUUUUACAUAAUUUUUUUUUGUGCACAGAAUUAUAUGUGUGUAAAAUAUAUAAAUAUAUUUUUUUUUAACAAAAAUUGAAAAAUAUAUUUAUUGAAAAAAUGUUUUCAAAUAUUAAUUUUUUUUAAUAUUUUUAAUAUUUAAUAUUUUGUAGCAUUGCAUUAAUUAAAAAGAAAGAAUUAUAUAUAUAUUUCUCUCGUAUCGUUUCGUAUGAUAAUGUUUAUCACAUUUUAAGAGAUAAUUUCAAUAUUUUGAUGGUAAAGAUGGAUAACGGUAUACCAUGAUUUUGAGCAAAUAGAUGUAUAGAUCAUAGCUUAUCCCUGGCACAGUAAAACUUGAUAAGGCACUGAUACAAAGCAUGACAUAUUCCUUUACUGAUUCAGUUUAUCUGUUGACGGCGAACGAUACACGUCGUGCAUUUAUAUACAUAUAAUUUUGUGAUCAAAUAAAUGAAAUUAAUUAAUGAAUUAUAUAUUUAUUAAAUGUCAGGGAAAGUAAAGUUAAAUGAUUUUUUUAAAAAUAGAAUAAUUUAAAUAGUUU